UUUUUCUUCUUCUUCUUCGCCCAAUUCCGAUCCGUGAAGUGAACUAAGAAGAGAAGAGUUUACGAAGAAUAUGCCAAAAUAGAGAAAAUUAUGAGAAUAGAGUAGGUAGUUUUUUUACUAGUAGUGAAGUAGUGUCAUUCGAAGAUAUACCGAUAUACAACACAAGACAUUAGUGUUAGUUGUGUCACCUGAAUCUAAAAGUGAGAAAUCUGUGUACAUAACCUUUAUGCGUGUUCCAUUCCAUGGUUUAUACUAUUUAAGAAUCAAGAUACAUUUUCUAAGUGACUGAAACUUAACACAGAUUGUACUGGGUUAUUUUGUUAUUUACUUAGCAUCAAUAUUUUUCAAAAUGACUUGGAUGGAGUUCAUAGGCUGUGCUGGAGUAGCUUACGGGCCUCCCCUUGCCAUGUUUAUUUUCACAAUAAUGUCUGACCCAAUUAGAAUUAUUAUUUUAAUUGCAAGUGCGUUCUUCUGGUUGGUAUCCUUAUUACUCUCAUCAUUUGUUUGGUUUCUGUUCCCUUUUAAGUCAUUGCUCAUUUUUGGAAUCGUAUGUUCUGUUUUGUUCCAAGAACUGUUUAGGUACUCAAUCUAUGUCCUCUUGAGGAAAGCAGAGGCUGGAUUAAAGAAAGUAACCAUUCCAAAUACCAAUACAGAAAUUGCCAAUAACAAACAUAUUUUGGCUUAUGUAGCAGGAUUGGGGUUUGGCAUCAUGAGUGGGGCCUUUUCUCUUAUAAAUAUUCUUGCAGAACUAGUUGGACCAGCUACUAUGGGUCUAAAAGGUGGACGGAACUAUUUUUGCCUUACAUCUGCAAUCAUGUCAAUGUGUUUCGUCCUUUUGCACACUUUCUGGGGUGUUAUUUUCUUUGCUGCCAUUGACAAGAAGAAAUAUCUCCAUAUUUCAUGGGUCAUCGGAAGUCACUUAUUUGUGUCAUGCCUCAGUUUGUUAACACAGUCAACGCUCUACUUUCCCAUCAUAUCAGCAGUAAUCAUCAUGAUACUCAAUGGAUACAUCGCAUUCGUUACUAGUGGUGGAUCUUGCCUCAAUUGUAAACGUGUGUGUCGGUGUAGUGACCAGAGGACAUUACAUUUUGAGCCGAGCACUUCAAGCACCUGAUCCUUCGAAUGUAAGGUCGCUGCAGAAGAAGCAAAAUUGGACUGAAUGUUUCAUUAUGUUCCUUGCCCUACAGUGGCUUUUGUAUCAUUAAAUGACGAUUGAUAAACUCAAAUUAGUUUUCUUAUAAAAAGUAGAAGUCUAGAUUCUUACAUUAUUAGUUUUCAAAAUGUCUACAAGUCGCUUAAGGUAUGUUAUAACUUGGACCUUUAUUUUGUUCUAAUAAUUUAACAGGCCCAUCUUUUUUUUAUCCUGUCAAGCUGAAAAUUUUUCUUGGCAAGUGAAAAGUGUGUUGGGCCUAAUCUCUAUUGUUCUCCUUUAUUAAUAUUUGAUUUGUUUAGGAAAAUAAUUAAUUAGGGUCUAACUUACUCAUAUAUUGUUGAAUAAAGUAUUAAGUUAAUCAUAAUACAUUUGCUUAAAUUAAUACAUAGUUUUUAUUCUUCAUGCUUUUUAGUUGCCCUAAAAAGGUCUAGCCUAACUUACUUAUUGACCACACAAUAGCCUAAAUACAACAGGAUCAUAAGUUAUACGUUAGGAGAGACAAAGAGAGCAUUGAUGGUUUCAUGAGUUAGGCCUAAUUGCAAGAUAUAAAAAGGAGUUAGCCUAGGAGAUGGGUGCAAAGUAGUGUAGUCUACUACUAGCUAACAAGUUACUUAUUUUUGUUUUUCAAGCAGUAAGUUACCAUUACUUAAGGUCACCUUAUUAAUUGAGGCUGAAGCUGCUAAAGGGGCCUAAGUCGAGAUGGGCCCUUAUCCUAAUCCCUACAUAUUAGUUUCGCUUUUUCACUUUCUUCUUAUGUCUAGUAUAAUCACUUGGAAUGGUGUUAUGCCUAUUUCAGUUUGUUUGAUUCGUAUGACUUUGAAAGUCAACUGGUGUCACUAGGCCCUUUGCCCUUUCAGCAUAGGCACGAGGGCUUAACUUAACACUGACAGCAGCCAUACACAACCUAACCAAGGCCUUUCGUGCAAAACAUAGGACAGGCCCUUUGAAAGGAGAAUCACUAUUUUGCUUCUUCGUGUCUUCUAUUGUAAUCUUUGAUAAUUUGGAAUGGUGUAUUUCAGUUUGUUUGGUUCGUGUACGACUCUUAAAGUCAGCUGGUGUCACACCCUUUAAGCAUAGACAUUGCCAAUGCAGACAGCCAAACAUAACCUAAACUUAACCGCUAUUAUCUCAAAACAUCAGUUUUUCAGAUAGGCCCAUUUAACUUAGGCCUACUCAGCAAAGUUUCCUAAAGUUCAAAUAAAGGAUAUAAACUUAACUAACUCUUGAAAAUGUUCUUUUGCUGGGGUUGACUGAAUCCUCAAGACAAUUAGGCCUAAUCCUUUAUUUAUUACACAAAAUAGCCUAAUACAUCACUAUUUCUACUGUUCAUUAUCUUAUCCGGAUAUAAAGUAACUUGUAUCGUUACUGUAAUAUCUACUUCUAAAUGGCCUAUAUACGCUUCUUGGUUAAACACAACCUUUCCCAUAACCUGAAUACAAAACUGUCUAAUCAGCUGAAAUCUGCCAUCUGUCAAAACUGUAUAAUUCACCUCUCGCUAUAUCUAAGGCUAUGCUUUUAUAAAUAGCAAUGACUUAGUGCUACCAAAUCGAUCAACUUAAGCCCUCUAACACAUAGCCUAGGCUAUAUGCUGGUUGCAAAAUUGAUAGUGCAACAAAGAAAAUAUAGUUUUGAAUCGAACAAAUAUGUAAAUGUUCUACUACAACCAUAAACUCUCUGCUGUUAGCAUGGUUAUUUUAAAGGGCAAAGCAAUUAAACUUUAUUAACACCAUGUAAAAAUAUACCAACCAAGUUAGUUGCAAUUUGUCUUAUUGGUAUUUCUUAAGGUGGAAAACUAGAUUAAAUGCCUGUCAAAAUUUAUCUGCACUGCACCACUUUCUUUAUACAAUGCAUUGCAGACAGGCAGGGACAUUAUAAUGUUGCUUGAAAAUUGGGUCAUGGAUGCAUUGCACUUUCAUUGUAGCCUAAAUACAUUAAUUUUAUUGCAAAUAAUGUAAAACACAUUUGGAUAGACUACUUAAAGUGCAUUCAAAUAUUAACUUGCGUCUGUUUAGUCGGGGUUUGCAAGUUCAAUAUCAAAAGCCUAGCCUAUUGUUAAGGCGACUGUUUUACAAUGUAGGUUAUUAGAUAAGAACUUGCCAAUUAAGGCAUAGCCUAUGAAUUGAUAAGUCAAAAUUGUUGUUAAACUUAGAGUUAUAUUUUAGCACAUUUGUUUUAUGACAAUUAAUCCUUAAGUUGUUUUAUAUUUAACAGUUUUGGCCUAAUUAACUGAUUUUUCAGUUUGGACAAUGAAAAAGAGUAGGCUAGACUGUUUCCUAACUUGUAAUAUCCUACAAAUUUAGUCAAAAUUGCAAGUUUAUUUAGGUUAAGCGAUGUUGAGAAAAAAAAAUUGAACCUUAAAAAAUAUUCAAUAUUCUACAAUGUACUUAUAAUAUUAACCCACAAUCGAUGAUUUGAACUAAACUAGUUAUCUGUUUGUAUUAAAAAUUGUGUAAUUUGUAAUCUUUAUUUAUAAA
Messenger RNA from Macrosteles quadrilineatus (aster leafhopper), 3627 nucleotides. RefSeq names its product gamma-secretase subunit Aph-1 (gene aph-1). The transcript has a single exon. Gene Ontology annotation, biological process: positive regulation of catalytic activity; protein processing; Notch receptor processing. NCBI's taxonomy places the organism in Eukaryota, Metazoa, Arthropoda, Insecta, Hemiptera, Cicadellidae. The coding region runs from base 350 to 1114 and encodes 254 amino acids. Gene Ontology annotation, cellular component: membrane; gamma-secretase complex; endoplasmic reticulum. The record is from RefSeq and is a predicted model, not a curated record. Gene Ontology annotation, molecular function: protein-macromolecule adaptor activity.